Messenger RNA from Hydractinia symbiolongicarpus, 4779 nucleotides. RefSeq lists its product as uncharacterized. The transcript has 2 exons. Bases 471 to 1631 code for a protein of 386 amino acids. NCBI's taxonomy places the organism in Eukaryota, Metazoa, Cnidaria, Hydrozoa, Anthoathecata, Hydractiniidae. Gene Ontology annotation, cellular component: membrane. The record is from RefSeq and is a predicted model, not a curated record.
CUUUGAAAUAUGUCAAUAUUGUGUUUAGAGAACGUAAACUUCGCAAUAAACAAUGUCAUGCUGUGUUGUUUUACAAAAAGAAAGAUCUAUUUACAAUAUCAUAACUGGCAACGUCUGCAGAUAGAGUGAAACAUAACUUUUAUAAUAUUUUUUCCUUAUAAAAAAUAAUACUUUCCAUUCUUUGAUAGUAAGCGAGAGCUACAAAACCAGAAUAUAAUGUGAUAUUCUUUUUCUUUGAAAACAAGAGUAUAAACUUUCCUUUCCGUCAUUUUAUAUUUUCUCGGAUAGUGUGUCUCUUUUUUACCCCAAGGGUUUUAUUUGGGUAAGUUUUCGUAAUGUUUAUGCACUAGUGUCUUGUUAAAUUUCUCUAAUUUAGAUCUGGAUAAUUCAAUGUGGGGCUAAUAAAUGCUGCUAGGUUUUUAACAAAGGUUUAUAAUUUUAGAAUCUGAGGUAAUGCAGCUAAAGUAGAUAUGAACGAUCCAAUUGAUCCGUCAUCACCACGUAUUAUAAAGGCGCUUAUCCCCGCAAAAAUAUGUUAUUUUGCAAUCUAUGGAACUAUGGGUUGUGUUUUACCAUACCUAAUAAAUUUCUUCCAUUCCAUUGGUUUAUCUGUUACGCAAAGCGGUCUUAUUGCUGGUAUAAGAACUAUCUUCUCACUAGUAAUAUCACCUUGUUUUGGUGCAAUAGCUAACCACUUUCGCAGAGAGAAACUGCUUCUAAUGACAUUACUUACUUUGACAGCUGCAACAAUUGCACCUUUACCAUGGAUUGCCAAAGCAGCAGAUGCUAAGAUUGGGGUGGAGAACAGUGCAGGAGAUAAGUUAUUUUAUGUCAUGCUUUUGAUGCUUUCCCUAACAGCUAUAUUUGGUAUUGCAAAUCUCGGCUUUAUUGAUUCUGCAGCAAUGCGUUUAGUUCAAAGACAUCAAAAUGAAACUACUUUUGGUUAUCAACGAGUAUUCGGUCCAAUUGGUUUAGCUCUUUUUUCGUUUCUUGCAGGGUUUUUGUCAGAUCAAUACCAAAUAGAGGGUGUGUCAAAAUAUUCUGCUGCUUUUGUGUUAUACAUACCCUGUUGCUCCAUUUUGUUUGUUUCUGUUAUAUUUCUGGACCAAUCAGAUUACAGAAUUAGGGAAGAAUCUGAUGAAAUAUUGACAAAAGAUCACAAAGAAUCAGAUUCUGAUGACUGCCAAAAUGAAAGUAUAUCGAAGCCAUUGGUAACAUGCCAUAAGGAGGUCACUAGUAGUGAAAAAAGCAGAUUAGAAAAAGAUGUAAGAGUAAAAGCAAAAGAAGAAAGAAAGGUAAAAGACGAUAAUGGUAAAGUUACUACCUUUACUUUCGUGGAAAACGAGUGUAUUGAAAACCAGGAAUGUGAAUGUGUUUUAAGCAAAAACAAAACAAAAGUUGCAAAAACUUUAUUCUCAACAUGUCGCCAAUUGAAAGUUAUCUUCUUCUUGAUCAUUGUAGCACACAUGGGAAUCAAUUUCUCUCUAAUAAAUGGAUUUCAAGCUAUAUUUAUGGAGAAGGAGUUGGGAACAACAAAAACCAUCAUUGGUUUAGCUUCAGCAUUGUCACCAGUAUCUGAGAUUCUAGCAUUUCCUGUCUCAGCAAAGUUAAUAAAAUUGUUUGGUGUUUAGGAAACUUUACUGGAAGUAUUGUUGGAGGAGUUAUUUAUGAUAAGUACGGUGGUAGAUGGUUAUUUAGAGUGUCAUCAAUUAAUUGUGGCUUUAUGACUGGUUUAAUUGUUUUGUACUUCUUUUUGUAUGAAAGAAAAAGUAGACACAGCUCAAUUGAUGUACCCAUGAAUGAAAUCGUGGAACAAAAUUUUUGAUGAAAGUACUACAAAUAAGGCAUGAUUUUAUAAGAAGACUAACUUUAUUUCACCAAGGACUAUAACUCUAUUUAAUAAAAAUUAUGACUGAUGAAAAUUGAGCCUCACAAAAAGGCCAAAUGUAAAAUUUUAUAAAACAAAAAUUGUGAAAGUUUGAUGAAAUUAAUCACGUUUGUUAUGCCCCACUUUGUAAUAAUUGCCCCACUUUGUAAUAUCUGCCCCACUUUGUAAUUAUCUUGCCCCACUUUGUAAUACCUUCCCCACUUUGUAAUAACUUUCGCCCCACUUUGUAAUUUCGGAGCUGCUCCACUUUGUAAUUCAUCGUUGCCCCACUUUGUAAUUUUCGGAGCUGCCCCACUUUGUAAUAAUGUCUUGCCCCACUUUGUAAUUUUUGAUUUUUCGCAUACUGACCAAUAUGCAAUUCUUAUGACGUCAUCUUUUGUUAUUUUAUCGGUGUUCUGGAUGCUCUGUCUUGUUAUUUGCAAUGAAACGCGUGUCACACGUUAGUAGAAUGACUACUUUUAAUUUUUAUAAGCAAGCGUUGUAACAUCACAUGCACUGACUUUCUUUUUGUGAAAAAAUGUACUACCUGAAGUGUUUUCAUACCAUAACAUAACAGAAAUAUAAUACAAACAGUAGGUAAUGUGUUUUUUGCAUAACAUAACAUAAGAAAUAAACUUGCAGCAAUCUUAACAUAACAUGCAGACUAAUCAGUUCGAGGAUUUCAACGUGACCUUUUUUACAGCAAGCAACGUGUCACCCCGAGUGUAUCUACAAAUCAAACUCAGGUAAAAAAGCACUACUUCUAAAUAGAAUGAAAGAAAGAUAAAAAAUGUGAACAAAGAUACGACAAUUUCUACCUGUGUGAUUUAUUGGAAGCAAUUUACUUGUCAAAAACAUUAGAACAUAAACGAAGACUAUCGAAAAUAAAAGUUGGAAUGAAUAAAAGACUAAAAAUCACUUCUUCGAUUUCCACACAAUGUUUUCUAUUAUAUACCAACCAUAGACCAGCAGUUGUAAAUUUAGCCAUGCCGUGUUCCAUUUCGGAUGGUUCAGGAUGGUCUUCAGCUCUAUGACCAUUCCAGAGAAUGAGCAGGCACUUUUUACAAUCCUUUGCAUGCCCACCCGGAUUGAAUUUGAUGCUAUUAUAGCUUUUUUUUUGUGGAAGGGUCUUUUUAUACGGUACGUAAACUCUUGGCAAAAAUUUGCGUAAUUUUUCGGAAUCACAAACAAUUACUAAUUAAUUAAUAACAUACGUUUCGCAAGUGUGCAUAUGUGGAAACGAUAUGCAAGGGCCAAUUGUAAUCGCUGCAUUGCAAUACUAACAUCAAGAUCGUUUCUAUAAUUUCUGGUGGCAAAUCAUCGAAGUUGAAAUUGCGAACUAAAGUUUGAAUAAAAUAUAUUUGCUAUUGUUUUUGUUACAGAAUAACAAUACAAAAUGAUACAAUAACGAAUGUGCUUACCUUUCCGUGUGCAGUAAGAUAAACUCGGACUUCCAAUUGAAUGUCUGAGUCUCAUAGGCUUGUGAUUGAGGGUGGUAAGGUCUGCUUUUAAUCAUUUUUAUUUUUUUCCACUGACAAUACAUUUGAACUGAUCCAUAAAACUCUUUACCCUGGUCACUUUGUAAAAUACUAGUGGUCCCAUGUAAAUUGUAAAUUUUCUCAAGCUCCAUUCUAACCUUGCUUGCAUGUUUUGAAGACAGUGGUACUAACCAGUGAAAGCGAGAAAAGACAUCGACAGUACAUAACGAUACGUUUUCCUUUGAUAUUCAAAUUGCAUAUUUUUCAUGUCGACCAGAUCGAUUUGAUGGGUAUGAUGAACCUGGAAGGCAAACAAUACUUUUUUUAAAUUGUCUCAUUAUCUAGCGUAAUUAACACAAGUCAACUGUCGAUAACGAUAAAGGUAAUACGAAAAUACAAAGUAACGUCAUUUCACAAUUAUGUAAAUCAAUUCAGCAACCUUGAUCACAGUCUUCUUAAGUUUGGAUGAUAAGAAGGGGGGAUCCAACGUCGCAAAUAAACUAGAGGGCGAGGUUUUCUUCCCCAUGCCUUUACAUUUAAUUUAAAAUGAUCACAGUAUGAAUAGAACCUACCUCAUUUGCAGUGACUGGUUUAGGAACUGCUUUGUUGCUGAAUUUCACAGUAAAUUUUUUAAACUCAGCAUCAUUUGAUGUUAUACUGAGAAUUUUUCUGCGACUGAUUCCCGACUGAUUCCAAAAAAGCAAGUUUAUUUGAUGUAAGUAAUAAAUUAUCUUUUAUGCUAAUAAUAUGCUAUAAACCUCUCUAUAACCUGCUACAACACAACUAACUUUAUCAAAACUCACAACGGCUUGAUGAUUAUUAUUCAGAAGUUAUUUCAUUGUUUUGACACCUUGAUAAUAAUGGUGACGCGUGUCGCUGCAGAACUCAUGAGAGAAUACUAGCUGGUGAUGAUAAAAUUUUCGAAAAUACAAAUACAAAAAAACAUAACACUUUUACUCAUUUUUUACUUUUUUACUUUUACUUGUUUUCUGAGUUUUCUUUUUUCAAAAAAAAUCCAACUGGAGCUAUAAUAUUUUAAUAUCACGUGUACAAUGUACCUGCAAGCACUUUAUCAUUUAUACUAACUUCCAAUUUGAGUACCCUUUCAGUGUGCUUCGUUUUGAAUUUAUAUCGCGCAACCUCCUUCUAAAGCUUUUUUCUAUGGAAACGUCUGAAAGGCCAUUGAUGAGCAAAAUAAACCAAAAAUUACAAAGUGGGGCAAGACAUAUUACAAAGUGGGGCAGCUCCGAAAAUUACAAAGUGGGGCAACGAUGAAUUACAAAGUGGGGCAGCUCCGAAAUUACAAAGUGGGGCAAAAGUUAUUACAAAGUGGGGCAGGUAUUACAAAGUGGGGCAAGAUAAUAAGAAAGUGGGGCAUAACAACGUUCUACUAUGUUCGUGGAAACUAACACGCCAAUAUUUUAAGUAUUCUUU